CGCCUUGGAGAGGCGGAAUUGCUCAGGGUGUUCUUGCAGAAGUUAUUUCUGGCCAAAUCACCCAGACCCUGGGCAGGGCGGUUUCUCCCGCAUAGACAACCGUAGACAAUAAGAGGUUUAUGUUGUGCGGGACCUCGUACGUGCCUUACAAAGCAGAAGAGGUCAGGGGGUCAGAUGGGACGUGAAGAAGUUGAAAGAAUGAAGUGAGAACCGCAUAACAGGGGGAAAGCACUGCUUGCAGGGGAGCUGGAGCUAAAUGAGGAGGAGCCCAGAGGGCAGGUCCUUCUGGUUAACAAAAUCCCCUGGAACUCAGCGGUGCUGCGCUUUGCCAGCACCCCAGAAGGAUGUCCUACUACGAGCAGUGCAAGCAGCCCUGCCUGCCCCCUCCCAUCUGCGUGCAGAAAUGCAGCCAGUGUGUGGAGCCCUGCAAGACGGUGUGCGUGGAGCCCUGCAGCAACAUCUGCGUGAAGCCGUGCCCCACGCAGUGCGUGGAGGUCUGUGCCCCUAAGUGUGUGGAUGUCUGCCCGGCUCCCUGUGCCUCCGAGUGCACCACGUGCUGCACCACUCAGUGCGUGGAGCCCUGCAGUACCCAGUGCACCACCCAGUGCACCACCCAGUGCGUGGAGCCCUGCAGCACGCAGUGUGUCGAGGUCUGUCCCCCCACAUGCAUUGAUGCCUGCAUAAAGCCCUGUGCCACCCAGUGCCCGACCCACUGCACGGCCCAGUGCGUGGAGCCCUGCAUCAGCCAGUGCUGCACCAAGUGUGUGGAGCCCUGCCCGCCGGCAUGCGUGGAGGUGUGCGCUAAGAAGUGUGAUACGUGUGAGACCGUGUGCCUGGAGCCGUGCAGCACCGUCUGCUCUCACCCGUGCUAAUUGCCUUAAUUGAAUGGGCCUUGCGAGCACCCCCAGCACUUAGGUGCAUUGCAAUAUCUACGGGCUCAUGAGCA
Messenger RNA from Oxyura jamaicensis (ruddy duck), 946 nucleotides. Its product is annotated as proline-rich protein 9-like. The transcript is spliced from 2 exons. The coding region runs from base 345 to 872 and encodes 175 amino acids. The record is from RefSeq and is a predicted model, not a curated record. Lineage: Eukaryota; Metazoa; Chordata; Aves; Anseriformes; Anatidae.